CCGCCUCUCAGCACCAUGGGGAAGCGCAAGUCGGCGAAGAAAGUGCAGAAGAAGGAAAGACCCAAGGUCAUGUCGAAGUUCGACUGUCCUUUCUGCAAUCACGAAGGCUGCAUCAGAAUUGCAAUCAUCAAAAAAGCGAAGCUAGCGACUGUCAAAUGCACAACGUGCGGUCAGGAUUGGGCGACCACCGUGACAGCUCUCACAGAACCCAUCGACGUGUUCUGUGAGUGGAUAGACGCUUGUGAGAAGAAGAACCAGGAAGCUCCUUCACAUGGGCAUGGAGGCGCUAGCAGCAGCGCUCGUCCAAGAGACGAAGACAAGGACGACGAGGACGAGGACGAGGACGAUGACUGAGCAGGGACUGUGCUGAUGAGAAAGUGUCGAUCGUUGUAUACAAGCGGGUUGAUGUGGUCAGAUCUGUGCAGUUGGCGAUCAACAGCCGUUGCUGGGUGACGGGCAAGUCAAUGAUGACGCGUCAUGUUUGUUGAGAUUUGCUGUGUGUUAUGCUUGAUGGAUGUGCUUCUUGUUAAAGUGAUUGAAUCCGCGCGAGUUGCCGCUCAUGCGCUCACUUCC
Messenger RNA from Guillardia theta CCMP2712, 573 nucleotides. RefSeq lists its product as hypothetical. Gene Ontology annotation, cellular component: transcription elongation factor complex. Gene Ontology annotation, molecular function: RNA polymerase II complex binding. The transcript has 5 exons. Bases 16 to 354 code for a protein of 112 amino acids. NCBI's taxonomy places the organism in Eukaryota, Cryptophyceae, Pyrenomonadales, Geminigeraceae. The record is from RefSeq and is a predicted model, not a curated record. Gene Ontology annotation, biological process: transcription elongation by RNA polymerase II.